Stegodyphus dumicola is the source of this 1159-nucleotide messenger RNA. RefSeq names its product enkurin-like. Lineage: Eukaryota; Metazoa; Arthropoda; Arachnida; Araneae; Eresidae. The record is from RefSeq and is a predicted model, not a curated record.
UUUAGGUAUCCUUAUGUUUCUUUUUCCACUCCCGAAGAAUCACCAUUUCUUCGGAGAAAGCAUUUAUAAUUUAAUUGGAAGUAAAGCACAUGAAGCCGAGAAGGAAAGAAAAUCUGCCAGGUACAAGUCCAAGCAUAACUCUUCUGUAAAGGAAUUUUACAAAUCUAAAAAAUCCUCUGUACCGAAAACAAUGGGAUAUCCGCCCUGCUCUGGUAAAAAGCCACACGAAUAUUUGAGAAAGCACAGCGGUGAAAGGAAACUUGCAGAAGGAGCUAAAGCUGUAGAAUGCCUCUGCAGGAAACCAAAGAAACAGUCUACGCUGCCCUGUUUAAGUGGAUCCCUACCUCGGCUAAAUGAUAAGUUCGAGAGGAAUUUUAUUAAGGAAAAUGCUGUGGAUGCUAUUAAGAGACCGGCAACCACGCCUGCCCGAAAAACUGCAGACAGUCGAAGAGGAGAUAUUAUCGACUUAGAAGAUUCUGGUCUUGUGCCUAAAUUUUGUCUGAAAGAGGAGUAUGGUAAAACUCCGAAGUACGUAUGGGACAUGCGAAAGAAUUUUGAGAAAUCAAAAAAAGAAUUUGACAGUUUCAUACAAAGCGUAACAGACGUACCACGGAAGAUGAGUGAGGAGGAAAAGGAAGAAAUUCAAAAUGGACUGGUUGCGAACUUAAAUGAACUUCUUAGAAAGUACUUGACGUUACCUUUGGCGACUGAAUCUCCUUUACGGAUAAAACGCAAAGUUAACCUUGAAAAGAGAAUGGAUGCUUUGGAGAGAGACAUAGCUUUGUUAAAUAGGAGCGAUGACAUUUUUAUUGGAAAAUCGAACCCUAAAAUAUGAAAUUUAUGAAAACGGAGCAAUGUAAUCCAGAUGGAAGUUACGUAAUAAUCACCCUAAGGUCAGAUUUAUAUAGAAAUGGUAAAAUUAUUCGAAGAAGAUUGUUAGAUUUUGUUUUUAAAAGAAUGAUUUUUGUACGGCUAAUAAUAGCCAGUUUUGAUUUCAACUACAAGCGGUAAAAUUUUUGAAGCAACGUGAUAUAACAAAAGGGCGUUUUAGUUUUAUAACUUUUAAAUUUAAAUUAAUGUAAAAUUAUAAAAUUUUUAAACAUUUCAAAUUUUAUUUUUCAAUUUUAAAGCAAAAAUGUUGAAAAAAAUGGAUAACGCU